AUGACUCCGAAUCUAUCAUCAGCGCGCAAACGCGGUAGGCCGUCUCUUAAUCGUAACGUCACAAACUCUGAACCCGCGGAUGAGAUUAUAACGUUAGGCCUUCCUGAGAAUCGGCGUGGAGAUGAGGGUGAUAAGCAAAGUCAAGACCACAGGAUGACCGUGGGAAACCAAAAUUGUACUUUCCUACAACAAGAUCACCCGUCAAAAAAUGUGACCAUUGAGAUCCAAGUCGACAGCCACCCGAUGAUGCGGCAGAGCCGUCGAGGGGUCACGGGCAGGCAAUUUGCUGCCCGAGACCGACUGCUGACUAGGCAGGAAGACACUGCUGGCAGUCGCCCGGUGUGGAACGAUAUCUACGAGGUCUUCCAUUUCACUGACUGGAUCGCGCCAACAAUAGAAGCCUGCAUUUACACAUGGGACCCCAAGAUCCGCCUUAAAGGUGUCGCUGCUCUGGAUACCAUUGCUGGAUACACCAAGGACAUUCCAUCUUGUGCGUUUUCAAGUUUCAAGAAGGCCAUGGUGUCAGAGAAAUGCGAAGCCGAUAACGUGGACGCAAGCAGCUUUGAUUGUCUCUGUAGACAUCUCAGCGCAAUUGCCGUUGCAGUUUCCAGAUAUGUGGACACUCAGUGCUCAGUAGAUUUCGCUGAAGCCAUUGGGCAUGUAUGCGGUGUAUGGCAGAUCUACGGAUCAACUGCCUCAGAAUUACCAGAAGCUACCAGUAUUCUCGACAAAGAUCUAAGCGGCGACAGCUCGAAUAAGGCAUCCAAUACCGCUACCGAAACAAAAUCCGGGUCGGGUGCUGCCGUUGCUGCUUCAUCUACUUCAUCGGACAACGGAGCGGCUAUGCCUACUGGCGGAUCUAGGCUUGUUACACUUGGAGGUAUAGUGGCUCUGGCUGGAGUAUUAGUGUAA
Molecule: messenger RNA, 912 nt
Organism: Fusarium odoratissimum NRRL 54006
Lineage: Eukaryota; Fungi; Ascomycota; Sordariomycetes; Hypocreales; Nectriaceae
Exons: 3
Coding region: 1-912 (303 amino acids)
Source: RefSeq, a predicted model, not a curated record